CGAAAUACACGAACACCAAGUGCCUAGGAAAGAAUCAUGCCUUUUGGUCUAACGUGGACUCGCUAUGUGACAUUUACAGGAACAGCUUUGGUGUUCAUGCUCUUGGGAGCAUCGAUGGUACACAAUUUGUACAAACCUGACUUGACGAUUCCAGAAUGUUCAGACAACUGCAAAGUGGAGAAUUGAAGAUCGAUCGGAUUUGUGAUUUGCAAAUGCGAAAGGGAGUGGUGGUCCGUGUACAGUAUAGUAUGCACACCGUGUAGUAAAUUAUUGCUAAAAUAAGACCGGAACUCGGAAGUUUGUGAUAUCCGGGCUAUUGAUUUAAUCUUCGGCUGUACAGUAUAAUGACAAUCGUGUUGGUUUUGUUGUCGCUGGCAUGUAUUACUGCUAGAAGUACACAAAGGAACUGCACAGAGGAUGACUUUGUGUACGAAUACACAACUUGUCGCUCUGAUGGAAGUCGCUGGAGAGUAGCUGUUCCAAAGAAAGAAGGAACAUGUUUUGGAGGGGUAAACCCACCUCCUACACGGAAAGGAAAACCAUGCGACUUUUCUUGUGGUUCUGGCGAGUACUUUCAAACUCAGGGUGAUGAGGAAUGCCAUAAGUGUCCAGCUGGAACAUACAGUCUUGGUGGUCAAUUGCUAUUUGAUUCUUGGCAUAAAUUGCCAAAGGAAUUUACCAUUCACUCAGAGAAACUAGAGCGUGGGGAUGCCUUUGGUAGUUCAGUUUCUGAGGACGUCAACUGCACAAGGAGUCGUUGGUAUCCACAUGGUGACUACAUUGCAGUUUCAAGAGGCAAUUGCUUGUCUAAUCUUGUUCUUCACGUUAAUCUGCUGCAUUCUGGAUCAUUGACAGUUAAGUACAGCUAUCAUGGGUUUUAUGAAUCCUCUCUACGAGUAAAGAUUCAGAAUGAUCGUUGCAUGAGGAAUGAAUUUGGACAAGAUAGUAGUGAGAAGAGGUACAGUUUGCUGUCAUCGGAUACGGAUUCAUGGAGAGAAAGGGUGAUACACUUGUUAUCAGGAGGGAACACUAUUACGUGGGAAGCUUCAUCGUAUCUGUAUGGUCCAUCUUCAUACAGCAAUACCCGAACUGCAGCCAAAAUCAAGUCAAUUGAAGUCACAGGGAUUGCAUAUGCUUCUACUUGUACGGCAUGUCCUGCUGGCUCAUUUAGCAAAUCGGGAGCGAGCAAAUGUGAGUGGUGUCCUGAUGACUUUUAUGCUCCUAAUGAGGGCAUGUCAGAAUGCUUGCCAUGCAACAUAUCUACUCAUUUCUCAAAGGCUGGAGCUACAAAGUGCAUUGAAAGGCCUGCUUGUCAAGAGAGUGAUUACUUUGUAACACACACACCUUGUGACAACAAUGGACAGACUCAGCUAAUGUACAAAUGGGUGGAUCCCAAGGUGUGUCGUGAUGGCUAUUCAGAGUCAAUUAAAUUACCACCUUCUGGAAGACCAGAGAAAUGCCCUCCAUGUAAUCCUGGUAUGGCAUCAACCAACAUGACCGACCAUCGAUGUGUGGUUUGCCCAAGGGGCCAUUACAGUGAUGGCAGCCAUCCAUGUAUCAAAUGUCCACCUGUUACAGAGGCUGUAUACAACAUAGAUUUGCAGUUCUGGCCAAAUUCUGAUAGUUUACCACAUUUUGUGACUCUUGAUUGCGUAUCUGAUGCGCCAGGCUACUGUGUUGACAGUGGAUGGGAAUUUCUAAGUAAUUUUAUUGGAACUAAUUUGCACAACAAUCCUACAGCAGUGCCUCAGCUUACAAUUCAUACCAUUGGAUUUAGAGGCUCAGAAAGUGUUGUAACUGGUGGAGAGAUGAGUAUUGUUGGCCAUGUCAGAUUUGUCUUUGAGACAGAGUGCGAGCACAAGUGUGAAUUUAGAUUUCUUGUGCAAGAAGAUACUGAAGAUGCUGUUGAAGUAUUGUCAUGGACCGGAAGUCAGCCAAAACAAGAAAGCAGCUAUCUUGUGAAAUCAACUGCUCCUGCAAAGUUUAUUUGGACUUUCCGGAAAGUAGGAAAGGAUCAAAUUAAGCACAAAAUGGGCAGCUUCGGUCAUUUUCCUCAAACAUCACUUGUGCAUGAUUCAACAAGCAGGGUAAACAUACAUUCGAUCAACAUAACAAAUACGGUUAAUGGCGGUGCAAGUUAUUGUCGUGGCUGUCUAACAAAAGCAAAAAUCAGCAACCAAGAAAUUGCACGAUGUGAAAGCUGUCCUAAAGGUCAUUACGUUGAUACUAAUACAAGAGAGUGUGUCCCGUGUCCUCAAAACACGCGACUCAAUGAGAAUUAUCCUAUUGGGUUGAAUAGUUGCGUUGCUUGUGGUCCAGGAACUAUCAGCAAGCCUGGUUCUAUUCAUUGCUAUUCCGAUUGCACUUUCAGUGAUGAUAAUGGAAGGAUAUAUAAUUUUACAAGACUUGGAAGUGCAGUUCAUAACAUCAGUGGAUACAAACUGUUUAGCUCUGUCGGUCACCCUUAUUAUCAUUACUUUUCUCUGAAUCUUUGUGGGGAUGAUGCACUUGCUCAAUGUGGUCACAAUAAGGUACAUCAGACAGGAAAGCAGUUACAGCUGUUGACACAUUCACAAAGAGAAGUGCGCUCACAUGUGUGUCGAUCAACAGUAAUGCCACUGUCUAGUGGAGAAACACUAGAUGUUGAACCUGUCAGUUUGGGGGAUCAAUUACUGGCUGUUGUUACUUCUGAGGAAAGCAGCAACUUGUCUGCAAUGAGCGUUAUUGGAGACAUUCGCAAGGGCAAUGAGAGCAUAUUGAAUUUUUUCUUUAAAGGCAUUGGUGCAACUGCUUUAUGUCCUAAGGGCAGAUCAGCUGUUGUUGCAUUACAUUGUGAUGUGACAAAAGGUGGUCAGGGUGAACUGACUCUACCACUACAUUGUCCUGAUGGAACGUGUGAUGGUUGCACAUAUGGUUUUGUGUGGCACACCCAGGUUGCCUGUCCUUUGUGCAGGGACAGUGAUUAUGAGAAGCUUGAAGGAGUGUGUAAAGAUAAUAAAUCGGAGAUCAUGUAUCUUCAGAAAGAACCCAGAGAAUGCAUUGGUGGUGUUACGCGUCCUCGUAAAGUGAAAGUUGACUGUGUAGAACAACGGAUGGUUGUGGUUACAGUUGUUGAGCAUAAGCCAGUUGCAAGUUUGUUGGACUACAAAGGAUAUAUUGGCAUUGCACUUGGUGUUGCUGUCAUUUUGGUGCUUGUGUUGAUUUUUCUGUAUUUCAAGAAUAGGAGGUUGGAGUACAAGUAUCAACAACUGAAACAGUCAGCUAAAGAUGGAGAUGAACUUCCUGCACCUGAAACAUGUGUACAGGAGUCUGAAGAUGAAGACGAAGUUGUGUACAGGAAAGGAAUCAAAACAGAACGAAAGCUUCUGAAAAAACUCAAAGGAAUAACCGGAAAAGGAAAGGAUAUUGAGAUGGAAGAGAUGGACUUUCAGACUGUCCAGCUGGGAUCAACAUUUGAGAAUGCUUAGUUAAGCUUAUGGAUAAUAGAGUUGCAAAUUAAUUGGUAUGGUAUAUUGUUGCAGUAAGUUGUUAGUUGCAAAUUUAGUGAGCAUAUAGUUUAGUGGUUGUGUAGGAUACUCAUACGUAUUGUGGAAGAAAAAUACUUGACUUUGA
Molecule: messenger RNA, 3612 nt
Organism: Corticium candelabrum
Lineage: Eukaryota; Metazoa; Porifera; Homoscleromorpha; Homosclerophorida; Plakinidae
Product: endosome/lysosome-associated apoptosis and autophagy regulator family member 2-like
Exons: 28
Coding region: 345-3467 (1040 amino acids)
Cellular component (GO): membrane
Source: RefSeq, a predicted model, not a curated record